This is a messenger RNA of Humulus lupulus (European hop), 1152 nucleotides long. RefSeq lists its product as uncharacterized. The record is from RefSeq and is a predicted model, not a curated record. The transcript has a single exon. NCBI's taxonomy places the organism in Eukaryota, Viridiplantae, Streptophyta, Magnoliopsida, Rosales, Cannabaceae. Gene Ontology annotation, molecular function: catalytic activity. Bases 1 to 1152 code for a protein of 383 amino acids.
AUGGACUGUUGUAGUAUAGGAAGUUGGAAUGUUAGGGGGUUGAAUAAAAAAGGAAAGCAAGAAGUUGUGCUGGAAUUUUGCAAUGUGAAUAAAAUUGGAAUUGGAGGGUUGUUAGAAACUAAGCUAAAAGGGAAUAAAGUUCAGGAGUUGAUGGACAAUAAAUUUACCAAUUGGGAGUUUCAUACCAGUCCUAUUGUUGAAGGUAGGCUGCUAAUCAAAUGGAGGAAAAGUUUUGUUAAGGUUGUGGUUAUUUCUGAAUCGACUCAACAUGUUCACUGUAUGGUUAAAAUGGCUGGACAAGCUGAUACUUUCAGUCUCACUUUUGUUUAUGGCCUAAAUUCCAUUGAGGACAGGAAGGUAUUGUGGUCUAAUUUGGGGCAUCUCAGUUUUCCAGUGCCUCCUUGGUUAAUCCUUGGGGAUUUUAACUCAGUAUUUUUUAGUGAUGACAGAAGUGGAGGGAAUCCUAUUUCACCAGCUGAGUUGUUUGAUUCUAAUAUGUGGUUCGACCAAUCUAAUGUUGUAGCUCUGAAAAGAAGUGGCUCGAAUUUCACUUGGACCAAUAACCAAGUUGGUUCUAGUCGCAUAUAUUCCAAGAUUGAUCAUGCCUUUGUUAAUGAGGAUUGGCAUGAUUCCUUUCCUAACACAGUAGCUCGAUUUAGUUGGGAAACAACAUCUGAUCACUGUUCUUGUGUAAUCUCAGCUUCAGCUACAGAGACUAUUGGGAUCAAACCUUUUAGGUUUUUCAACUUUUGGGCUGAACAUCAUGAUUUUAAACUCACUGUGGAGCAGAGUUGGAAGAGGCCUGUUUCGUCUCAAGGUCUUAAAGGAAUUCACAUAAAGCUUAUGAGAGUCAAACAUUGCCUCAAGAAGUUCAACCAUGAAGUGAUUGGUGAUAUUGGGAAAAGAUUUCAGGAUGCGAAAACUAGCUUAAGUGAGGCUAAACUUCAAGCUCAAGCUCAUCCUGAUGACACUAACUUUCAGGAGCUGGAAUCAGUUGCAGGUACUCAUUAUGAUAUGCAAGAGAAAAUGUAUCAUAAAUUUCUUAGUCAGAGAAGUAAAAUCACAUGGCUGAAAAAAGGAGACUCUAACACUUCUUAUUUCCAUGCAUUUUUAAAGAGAGAAGAAUGGAUAACAGAAUUGUCUCGUUUAUGA